This is a messenger RNA of Brachypodium distachyon (stiff brome), 6245 nucleotides long. RefSeq lists its product as uncharacterized. The record is from RefSeq and is a predicted model, not a curated record. The coding region runs from base 2531 to 3091 and encodes 186 amino acids. The transcript is spliced from 2 exons. Lineage: Eukaryota; Viridiplantae; Streptophyta; Magnoliopsida; Poales; Poaceae.
UCCUUCAGUUAAAAUUACAACCAAUAUGCCACUGUCCGUUUUUUUUCCUCCAGUUUUUUUCACGAUUUUUCCUACUCCAUCUUACAACCGACGCCACCACACCCGCAUGCCGACCUCGACAGCGCCAUGAGUUGACUACACAGAAAAUAAAAAUAAAUAGUUUAUGAUUUUAUUGACCGUAGCAACGUGCGGGCACACCUGCUGUCAGAUAACAGAAGAGCGCCCGAGUCUUCCCAGUUCCCCACCACCAAGCACCGGAGUCCCGAAUCGCCGCCGCCCGCAAAUUGCCGCCCGUAGCUUCUCGCCGUGACCGCCCGUCUCCAAUUCGGUUCCCAUCUCCCAAGCGGCCGUGGAUUCCUGCCUUGGGAGGCUGUUGGUAGGGAGAGGGGAUGCAUAGAGCGAGCGGCGUGUUGGCGUCGUCAGGAGUAAUCCAUCGAACAGGUGGCGGGCGACGAUGGUGGUGCCGUCGGUGGUCGCGAAGAUGUUGAGCUCCCCGAACAGGUGACGUCCGUCUCCUUCCUUCCUUCCUUAGGAUCCAUCAACACAGACAGAAUAGGAACGUAAUCCGGCUUGGUCUCCAAUUCGGUUCCCCCCAUGGUUUGGCUCGUCUAGCUUCUUCUUCUUUUGAUGACGUCAGCCAAGGGUUUCGUCUCAGGCGAUUCUGAUGGCGAUUUUGAGGUGGAUUUCCGCCGGAGUUCAGAUCUAUGAUUGUGUGGAGACUGGAUGGCCGAGGGAAUACUCUCAGAUCAGAACAUCGGCAUCCGUACGAGCGAUUCGCAGAUUGGCGUUCAUACCGAGGUUGCUUUUGGUGAGUUCGCUUUUGGGAAAAGUAAGGAGGGGUUGCCGGAGGAAAAGGUGGAGGCUACAUCGCCGUCCACGUGUUUGCUCUCGACGCCGUUCGAUGCUCUUGUGUCGACAAAGGACGUAGGGUUUUGGCUUCUCAGAUAUAUUCCCUCUCGUUGGUUCUUCGCUCUUGUUCCGGUUUCCCUUUGGGCGGCGCUGCUUGGUGGUGCUUGGGAGGUCCGCCCAGGUCGAGGAAGCAGAGAUCUGGGGGAGUGGCUUCAGAUCAGCGGCGGUGGAGGUUCGUCUGCUCGGGUCUCUUCUGAUUGUUUGCCAGUUUGGCUGUUUCGGUUGAUGGCGGGUCGGGGAAAUUUCUCGGGAGGUGAUGGAUUUGGUCGUGGUUUUGGUGGUGGGAGAGGUCGUGGUUUUGGGGCUGGUGGCAGGGUCCGCCGCCCUACUGGAGAGGGGAUUUUGAAGGAAAUUCUUCUUACUUCCAGGCAGGGGGAUCGGAUCUGCAACAAGGACAGGGGCAGGGGCAGUUUCAAGGGGCGGGGCAAGGUCAAUUUCAGGCGUUGGGGCAGGGUCAGUUUCAGGGAUCUGGGGCUGGUCAGUUUCAGAUGCCAGGACAGGGCCAGUUUCGGGGGGGGGGGGGGGGGGGGUUGAGGCUGCCGGGGAAUUUCCAGGAUCAGCUUCCCCAGCAAAAUCCUACUCAGGUGUCGGUGGGCGCUCAGGGAGGGCAGGUGAUUGGGCAGGCUGUUACAUCUGGGGAGACUUUGGGUAGUUCCAAAGUGAGUGAGGGGGUAAAAUCUGUUAGUUCUGUUCAACCUACAGUGGUGAGGAAGUUAAUCUGUCAGAAAUGUGAUCUGGAAGGCCAUAUCAGUAAGGAUUGCAAGGUUGAGGUUCUGUGUGAGAUCUGCGGUAAGAACAGUCACAAUGCUAGCAAGUGUGUUUGGCCAAAUCAAAUCAAACCUGUGGUAAGGCUUGUAGGUUAUUCUGUCAAGGGGCUUAAUUGUUUUCAGGCUUAGAAUCUGAAGAGAGGAGGGGGUGGAACUGUUCUCAGCUCCCUAGCUAUUCUGGUGGUGGAACAUGGGGCAUUGAUGGCUGAACAAGCUGCAGCUGGUCUGGCCGAAACUUAUCCUUGAAAGUGGGAAUGGCAGGCGAGAGAUCUGGGUCAUGGUAGAAUGAUGGUGAAAUUUCCAUCAGCUGCUAGAGUUGAGGAAGCUAAGUGUUAUCUUGCUUUCUUUCUGAAAGGUACUAAUGCUUUGGUCUCUAUCAAGAGGUGGUCUUCUGAAGCUAUUGCUAAAGGGAAAUUACACUCUGUCUGGAUCAGAACAGGUGGGGUGCCUGAUGAGUUAAGGCACUACUUUGGUUUAUGUGAGGUGGGCUCUAUGGUGGGAGUGGUUAUUGAGGUGGACAUGCAGAUCUUCAGAAAACAAGAUAUUGUGAGGAUUAAAGUAGGAGUGAAAGAUGUUUCUCUGAUUCCUGAGGUGGCUGAAAUGACUGUGGAUCUGAUGCUUUUUGAUAUCUUUUUUGAGGUGGAGCAGGUGGUUGAGGUAGGAGGUCUGUUUGGGGCAUAUCUAAAGAGAGGUAGUGGUCCUUCUGAUGAUCAGAGAGGCAGGGAUCAGGAUCCUAAGAAACAGAAACAACCGGAAGGGGAACAGGAUAAAGCCUCUGAUCAAAACCUGAUGGCAACAUUGCAAACAAAUUUACAGGGGGAUCCUUGGGUCAAUCUGCUGUGGAUGGAGGUACAAUGGCAAGUGUGCAGGGGAUUGAGUCUUUGGCUUUUGAUAGGUUCGUUCAGCUGGAGGUUGAUAGGAAGAUAGGAACUCUUCUUCAGGCCAGGGAGGAAAAUGCUCUUAGAGAGAAAUUGCUGAAUGCUCAGAGGUUUAGGGAGAUUUCGGCUGAUAUGCUGGAAGGAGGUUGCAAGCCUUGUGGAAUGGGUGCUGGAUUAAGUGUUAUUGGCACAAAUUUCUCUGAUGGGGAAUUCAAUUUACACAAAUCUGAUGCCAGUCUGGGAGGAGAAGAAGUUUCUGGGGAAUCUUUUGCUGCUAAAGUGCAAGGUUUACAGGGGCUGCCUCUGGUUCUGACUGAAAUUGACAAAGAGGAUGAUAUGGGUGAUCAGUUGGCAAAUGAGGUCACUUCUGGUGGAGGGCUGGACAGAGAUGACAGGGAUGCUGCUCUCAGGAGAAGUUCUAGGUUGGAGCUGCAGGGCAGAUCUGAUGAUAAAGUGGAAGAUAGGGCAAUUUUCAAUGCCAAGAUCAAGAAUCUGAAGAUUCCAAAAGGUGGACCUCCUGUUCCAGAAGCUGGAUAGAUGUUUGAUGAGUGCUGAUUGGGGGGCGCUGUUCCCUCUAGUUUUUGUUUCUGCUUUAGAUAGGGGGCUUUCCGAUCAUACUCCUUUGCUUCUAGAUACUGAUACUUUUAAUUUUGUAGAAUCCUCUUUUAAAUUUGAGUUAAGUUGGCUGCUUAGAGAAGAGCUGGAAGCUAUUGUGUUAUUUGUUUGGGAACUGGAUGUAGGGACUGUUUCUAGUAUUGAGGAAUGGCAGUUUAGGUUGAGAACUUUAAGGAGAAAUUUGAAAGGGUGGAAUAGAAAUGUGGAAAGCUCUUACAAGAAAGAAAAGAGUGAGCUGCUGGCUCAUAUUGAUUUAAUAGAUAAACAUAGUGAGUUAUAUGGUUUGCAUGUUCAUGACUUGGAAUUGAGGGGCUCACUUAAGAAUAAAUUAAAAAUGUUGAUGAGAGAGGAUAACAUUAAAUGGUGGCAGAGAGCAAAAGAAAAAGAUCUUUUGCUAGGUGAUGGUAACACUAAAUUUUUCAUGACUAAGGCAAGCAGUAGGAGAAGGCAGAAUAGAAUUUCUGGACUUAAGUGUGGGGACAGAUUUAUCACUAAGGAGCUGGAGCUCACUGCUCAUAUUACUGACUUUUACAAGCAGUUAUUUGGGAGUGGGGGACAGUCAGAGGUUGAUGUGUGUUUUAACUUCCCUAAAUUAGUUUCUGCUGAGGAAAACAGAAGGCUGUUAGAACCUUUACUUUUGAUGAGAUUAAGGCUGUGGUUUUCUCUAUGGAGAAAAAUAAGGCCCCUGGGCCUGAUGGUUUCCCCUUAGAGUUUUACCAAAAAUUCUGGCACAUUAUUAGAUUUUCCAUUAAAAGGAUGUUUGAUGAAUUGGUUCUUGAAAAGCUUGAUGUUUCUAGGCUGAACUUUGGGAUCAUCACUCUGGUGCCAAAAACACCAGAUGCUGAUGUGAUACAAAAGUUUAGACCUAUUUGUCUUCUCAAUGUAAGUUUUAAAAUUCUGACCAAAGCUGAGAAUAAUAGAUUGGUUCUUUUGGCUAAUGAGAUCAUUGAUAGUGCCCAAACUGCUUUCAUAUAGGGGAGAUUUAUUUUAGAUGGGGUAGUGGUGUUGCAUGAAAUUUUGAAUGAUGUAUAUAAAUCUGGUAAACCUGGAGUUGUUUUUAAAGUUGACUUUGAGAAGGCUUAUGAUAAAAUUAAUUGGAGGUUCUUGGAGAGUGUGAUGAGUCAGAAAGGCUUUUCUUUGCAGUGGAUUAGAUGUAUGAUGGGUUUUGUGUGUGGUGGGAAAGUUGCCGUGAAAGUGAAUCACAAAGUGGGUCCUUUCUUUAGAACUUAUCAAGGGGUUAGGCAGGGUGAUCCCUUGUCCCCUGUUUUGUUUAACUUUGCUGUUGAUGGUCUGUCUGCUCUGGUUAAAAGUGCUCAACAACAGGGACUAAUUAAAGGUUUGGUUCCUCAUCUGAUCCCAGGAGGAUGUGCCAUUCUGCAGCAUGCAGAUGAUACCAUCUUCCUGUUGGAUGCAGAUUUGGCUAGCGCAAGAAUCUUAAAUUUGUGCUCUGUUUGUUUGAACAAUCGUCUGGUCUCAAGAUUAAUUUUCAUAAAAGUGAUUUGUACUGUUUGGAUAAUGCUAGUGAACUAGGAAGUCAGCUGGAAGAGAUUUUCACUUGUAAAUUGGGUAGUUUCCCUUUUAGAUAUUUGGGGAUUCCCCUGCACUAUAAGAGACUAGCUAAUAAAGAGUGGAAAUCUGUGGAGGAGAGGGUGGAAGGCAGACUGGCUGGUUGGCAGGGCAAACUCCUAUCUAGAGGUGGGAGACUAGUGUUGAUCAACUCAUGCCUGAGUUCUAUCCCUAUUUAUAUGAUGUCUUUACUUGAAAACAGAGAAAAAAUCACCUGGUUAACUGGCAGGCAGUGUGCCAACCAAAUGACCAAGGUGGGUUGGGUAUUACUGACUUGGGCAUUAUGAAUUUUUGCUUACUUUCCGGUAGUUGCCUUUGUCGCAGGUGACACCUAGGCAAGGAGAGUCACAUUUCUAGUCUAGUAUUCUGAGAGUAAGAGAUGUUUUCUUUUGUUUUUGUCGUCGUAUAAUAGGGAAUGGUAAGAGAACUUUAUUCUGGAAAGAUGACUGGUGGGGUGGCAAAUCGUUGGCUAUUCAAUUUCCUAGACUUUUUGCUUUAGCUCUGAACAAGGAUAUUUCUGUUCAUACUGUCUUUUCUUCUGGCUGGGGUGUGAUUCGAUUUAGAAGAACUCCUUUUGGGGUAUCUCUUCAACAGUGGGAGGAUUUGAAGUGUCUUUGUAAUCUAGUUUCACUGACCGAUGGAAAGGAUAAACUUUUCUGGAAAUUGGAUGCUAGAGGACGGUUUUCAGUUGGUUCCCUGUAUAGGACUCUGAAACGGUUCCCUGUAUAAGUUCCUGUGGAAUACUAAGGUGCCUUUAAAAAUUAAAUUUUUUCUUUGGUUGGUGAGUAGAGGAAGUAUUUUAACGAGGGAUGUUCUUAAGGCCAGGUUGGGAAAGGAUAAUGGUACUUGUCUCUUUUGUGCUAGACAAGAAAGUAUAGACCAUCUUCUAUUUUCUUGCUCUUUAGCUCGGUAUAUCUGGCGUGUUAUUCAGUGCAGUAUGGGUCUUCAAACUAUUCCUAGCUCUGUUCAGGAUUUGUUUGAUCACUGGUUGCUGCGGUAUCGUUGUAAGGAAAGGAGAUCGUUGUUAGUUGGGAUUGCAGCAGUGCUAUGGACCAUUUGGAAAACAAGAAAUAACGCUUGUUUCAGAAAUGUCUGGCCUAAUGAUCCUGUAGCUGUAAUGUUUGCAAUCUGUUCCUGCAUUGACCUGUGGACUGGUUUACAGAAAGGGCUGACAGGGGAACUGCUGCGUCUGUCUUCUCGGCGGUUAUGUAAAGUGGCGAGUGAAACCUUCAGUAGAUCGCAAGGUUGGACGCCGCUGACGUUGCGCUUGACUGAAGUUUAAACCUGACGUGUGGCUGGACAAGACUGUAGCCUUCUUUGAUCAAGGUUUUGUAAGUUGGUUGUAGUUGCACUUUCGACAAAGUCGGGUUCGAAAAGAUCUGUGAUGAUCAUAGAUGGUAUCACAGGGCUUUUCCCGGUUUAUGCUUUGCUGCUUAAAACUUCUGUAUCACGACAAGUGGUUUCCUUUAAUGAAGCCGGGGGAAUGACUCCUUUAUGUCAAAAAAAAUCA